Molecule: messenger RNA, 753 nt
Organism: Arachis duranensis
Lineage: Eukaryota; Viridiplantae; Streptophyta; Magnoliopsida; Fabales; Fabaceae
Exons: 2
Coding region: 1-753 (250 amino acids)
Molecular function (GO): DNA binding
Source: RefSeq, a predicted model, not a curated record
AUGCUGCAAAAUAGUCCUUCAAAAUUUGAAAUUAGUCUCUCCUUUAAAAUAGGUGAAGGAUUAAUCACUGAAAAAUAUGGUUCUGGCCUAUCAAACCCAUUGUAUCUUAAGCCUCCAGAUAAUACUGAAUGGAGAGUAGAUUGGACUAAUCAUGAUGGUAGAACUUUGUUUAAAAAGGGUUGGAAAGAGUUUGUUGCAUAUUACUCUCUUGAUCCUGCCCAUUUGUUAUGGUUUGAGUAUAAUAUUGGAACUUCUCACAUUGAAGUACACAUAUUUGAUAUGAGUUGCCUCCAAAUAUAUUAUCUUGCCAAUGAUCAGAUCAAAGAGCAGCUGCCAUGCAGUGGUCAACAGCCGAUGAGAAGGCCAGAAGAACCAAAAACUAGAGAUGUGGAUAGCAGUCCCAAUACCCAAAACAUGACACUUAACGAGGGACGGCAAAAGAAAAGAUUGAAUGAACCAUUGACAAGAGAAGUCCGGGGCCAACCAAGGAAAAAACUGAGAGCACUAGUGUCAUCUGCUUUCAAAGGUAGACAGUUGAAAAAUGACACACAAAUCAAGGAUGUGGAAAGAAGCUUCAAUUCGCACGGUAUUAAAUCCAAAGAAAAAAACUAUGAGAUGCCAGUGUCUGUCAAUCAAGAUUCUAAUGUGGUAGUUUCUGAUUCUUUGUUUCCUAUGUAUAAGGCAAAAGGAAUAGAAGAAGAAAAGAUUCUGAAUCUCCUGUUCGGCCCUGUCCUACAAGACUUGAAUCUCUGA